Phanerochaete carnosa HHB-10118-sp is the source of this 941-nucleotide messenger RNA. RefSeq lists its product as uncharacterized. The transcript has a single exon. The record is from RefSeq and is a predicted model, not a curated record. Bases 43 to 801 code for a protein of 252 amino acids. NCBI's taxonomy places the organism in Eukaryota, Fungi, Basidiomycota, Agaricomycetes, Polyporales, Phanerochaetaceae.
CCUCAUCUCGUCUGUUCCCCUGCGCUACCUUGGGCCUGCAUCAUGUUCGACGACCCAGAGACUUGCAUCCGAUUCGACAUCCAGCACGCCGACGAGGCAAACCUCCUCAACAUCGUGACCCAAAUCGCAAUUGCGACCUACAAGCAAUGCGCCGCCUCGCCACCGCGCGCGCUGGACGGCCACCGCCACUGGGCAGUCCUCCACUACGCCCUCCGCACACCUCCCGCGCGGCCGUACCUGUGGCUCAUGUUCUGGGAACGCGUGGAGCACGCAACAGGCGCAGGCCAGGACGCGGGUCAGAACGCGAACGCGCCACGCGAGGCCUGCCACUUCGUCGUCGACCUCGCCUGGCACAUCCUGCACGACCGCGCGACGAACCGCUUCCACCGGCUCCUGCCCGAAUGGGGCCCGAACUACGACACGGUACGUGAGCAUGGCCGACAGCUCCUCCUCGCGCAGCACGAGCACGGUUGCGAGCGCGCGCUGGCGCAUUUCGGCGGCGUCACCAGCGGGAGCCUGAGGCGCCGCAGGAGCUUUGGUGUGCCUCUGGCUGUGGAGCUCCCGCCUGAGCCGGUCAUGCUGAACGAAGGCAAAAGUUGGGAGUCGUGGAGACAUGGACCGGCUCCGGAGCCAAUACCCCGCGUGGAGGAGCCAAUUGAGUUUCCGGACCAGGAGGAAGGGUAUGACGGACAGGACCCCUACGAUUUACCGGGAAGUGACGAUGAUCUUGAAGGACUCGAUGAGCUAGAAUGGGUAGAGAGGCUGGGACUUGAGGGCUGUCAUCUCGGCGUUUCCUUUUGAUCUGUGGAACUUACUGUAGUUACCGACCAAUACUGAGUGGCGGCUCGGGAUACGACGAGGGCGCAUCAGAUCAUUUUUGAUGCGCCUCCGCCCAUGUACCUGUUUCAGUUUUCUGGCAAUUGUUCGCUUCAACCUCUAAC